AUGGGCGUGUUAGCGAGCAUUGACGACAUUGCAUUCCAUUCAAACAUACCCGUGGCAGCAGAUAUAACAGUAGCCAUAGUGUAUGCAGUGUUUGGCAUGUGCUCUCUGUUUAGCAACAGCACACUGCUAUACAUCUCCUACAAGAAGAAGCACCUGCUCAAACCUGCUGAGUUCUUCAUAAUCAACCUGGCCAUCAGCGACAUGAGUCUAACCCUGUCCCUCUACCCCAUGGCCAUCACCUCCAGCAUCUACCAUAGGUGGCUGUUUGGGAAAACAGUGUGUUUGAUCUAUGCGUUCUGCGGCAUGUUGUUUGGAGUCUGCAGUCUGACAACUCUCACCCUGUUGAGCAUGGUGUGUUAUGUGAAGGUAUGUUAUCCUCUCUACGGUAACCGGUUCAACGCCGCCCACGGCCGUCUACUGAUAGCCUGUGCAUGGGCUUGGGCCCUGGUGUUCGCCUGCUCCCCUCUGGCCCACUGGGGUGAGUAUGGUCUGGAGCCCUACGGCACAGCCUGCUGCAUCGACUGGCGCCUGUCCAACCUGCAUCCCGUGGCCCGCUCCUACACGGCGGUGCUCUUUGUCUUGUGCUACAUCGUGCCCUGCUGUGUCAUCGUGGCGUCCUACACGGGCAUCUUGAUGACGGUCCGAGCCUCCCAUAAGGCCAUGGAGCAUCACGAGGCCCGGCAGACCAAGAUGAGCAACAUCCAGGAUGUUAUUGUGAAGGUGAGCAUGGUUUGUGUCGCUGUCUGUAUCGGUUUCUUCGCAGCGUGGAGCCCUUAUGCCGUGGUGUCGAUGUGGGCAGCGUUCGGACACAUGGAUAACAUCCCACCUUUGGCGUUCGCCGUGCCUGCCAUGUUUGCUAAGUCCUCCACCAUCUACAACCCCAUUAUCUACCUGCUGCUCAGGCCUAACUUCCGCAGGGUGAUGUACCGAGACCUGGUGAGCCUUUGCAGGGCCUUUCUGAAGGGCUGCCUGUGUUCCUGCUCCCGGGGCGCUGUGGGGAAGUGCCACUCCCACUUGGUGGUCCGGGUCAGCCUCCAAUCGUUCUGUAGACGUCCAGGCCACGGCCAGUCCUGUUCCCCCACCUCGUCCGCCCGCCAAGCCCUGGGCGGGUCCAGAGGUUGCACUAGCGCCUGCGAGAAGUGCAGCGAUGCCUUCGAGUGCUUCAGACACUACCCAAGAGGUUGCCAUGGCGGUACCAACAUCCCCAGCUCCUCAGCCAAAGUUUACACACCUCAGGAUCAGCUCUCAACAGAGCCCCAGCUGCAGUCGAUGACGCAGAAAAAGCAGGAAGCGUGUCAUAAGAAGUCCCUGCGAGCCACCAAGCACAACAAAAGGACCUCAGAAAUCGACAACCUUCAGAUCAACUUUGAGAUGGUGCCGGAACACGCUAAAGUGGCCUGGCCCUAA
This is a messenger RNA of Oncorhynchus tshawytscha (Chinook salmon), 1407 nucleotides long. It is a transcript of the gene opn7a, whose product is annotated as opsin 7, group member a. Gene Ontology annotation, molecular function: G protein-coupled receptor activity. Gene Ontology annotation, cellular component: membrane. Bases 1 to 1407 code for a protein of 468 amino acids. NCBI's taxonomy places the organism in Eukaryota, Metazoa, Chordata, Actinopteri, Salmoniformes, Salmonidae. Gene Ontology annotation, biological process: visual perception; G protein-coupled receptor signaling pathway. The transcript has 5 exons. The record is from RefSeq and is a predicted model, not a curated record.